Messenger RNA from Zerene cesonia (dogface butterfly), 3182 nucleotides. Its product is annotated as solute carrier family 12 member 9. NCBI's taxonomy places the organism in Eukaryota, Metazoa, Arthropoda, Insecta, Lepidoptera, Pieridae. The record is from RefSeq and is a predicted model, not a curated record. Gene Ontology annotation, molecular function: potassium:chloride symporter activity. Gene Ontology annotation, cellular component: membrane. Bases 210 to 2996 code for a protein of 928 amino acids. Gene Ontology annotation, biological process: chloride transmembrane transport; potassium ion import across plasma membrane; potassium ion homeostasis. The transcript has 21 exons.
AAGUCUGUCAAAACUUUUAAUGUUUAAUUGUUUGACGAAAGCAGAAAGAAAACAUUAGGACGAAGUUGAUUAGCGAAUUGUUUGUAUGUUGGAUCGAUAACAAGGUGCUAAUGAAUGACCAUUGAAUAAAUGAUGCUUUAAAGUUUUGGGAAAUUCUUAUUUUGAACAAUCAUCGUUGACGUAAAAAUCAUUAGCGGACAAAGCCUAACAUGGCGGAAACAUUAGACCCACUGUCACCAAGCUUAAAUGACUCAAGUAAUUCAUCUGGUAUAAUGAGUAAAUUGAGAUUGACAUUCAGUAGAGGAUCUCCCAAUCCUAGACCCACAGAUGGAUAUGUGGAAUUUGGGGAGUUCAGAUCUCAAGCGCCUGGUGUUAAGAAAGUGGGUACGUUCGCGGGGGUGUUCUGUCCCGUUGUACUGUCAAUGUUCAGUGCGCUUAUUUUUAUACGAAUGGGUUAUUUAAUAGGUAAUGCGGGUCUUCUAGUCACGUUAGCUCAAUUCGGCAUGGCCUACCUGAUAGUCGGUUUUACUGUGAUGUCCAUUUGUGCUAUAUCCACGAAUGGCGCAGUUGAAGGGGGAGGGGUGUAUUUUAUGAUAAGUAGAACGCUGGGCCCGGAGUUCGGUGGUGCGAUUGGGACUUUAUUUUUCUUCGCCAAUGUGGUCUCUAGUGCUCUCUGUAUAUCGGCGUGUACUGAAGCUUUGGUGGAAAAUUUUGGGCCUAAUGGUUACCUAGUAGGCGACAGUCCGGGUCUACCCGACGGUCACUGGUACAGGUUCUUAUACCGCUCUGUGUUAAACACAGUCGGUCUGAGUGUUUCGCUGGCCGGCGCGUCUCUGUUCGCGAGGACAAGCCUGGCCAUAUGGGUCACUAUGGUCGUGUGUCUUGCGAGCGCUUUCUUGAGCUUCUUUAUUACGGCUCCGGCGUUGAUAGAAAAGCCGGACACAAACCAUUUAGUGAACGCAACCAAUUUUACAUACACUGGCUUGAACGUGAAUACGUUUUACGAGAACUUAUAUCCGAGUUACGGUCGAGACUACAGCACAGCUGACGGUGAAAUGGUGGACUUCGCGUCUGUGUUCGGUGUCCUGUUUACUGGUGUGACUGGGGUGAUGGCUGGUGCUAAUAUGAGCGGCGAGCUAAAGAGUCCGUCCCGCAGCAUCCCGCUGGGCACGCUGGCGGCGCUGCUGUUCACGGCGCUGUCGUACGCGGCGCUGACGCUGCUGACGGCGGGCACGUGCUCGCGGGAACUGCUGCGGAACAACUACGUGUACCUGCUGCCGAUCAACGUGUGGCCGCCGUUUAUUGCUGUUGGUAUGUUGAUGGCAACAUUCUCAGCUGGACUGUCGAAUCUGAUUGGUGCUUCCCGAGUGCUCGAGGCUUUAGCCAAAGAUGAUAUAUUCGGUUUUCUUCUCCGUCCAAUGGUGCCACGGUCUGGGAAUCCAGUAAUGGCCGUAUUGAUGUCCUGGUUUUUAGUACAAAUCGGUAUAAUGGCUGGAUCCCUAAAUGCUAUUGCUCAGGUAAAUUCGGUGCUAUUUAUGACAAGUUAUUUUGCUAUAAACCUCGCCUGCCUCGGUUUGGAUCUUGCGUCUGCGCCUAACUUUCGGCCCACGUUCCGGCACUUCUCGUGGCUGUCGGCGCUGCUGGGGCUGGCGGGCUGCGCCGCGCUGGUGUUCUGCCUGCGGCCGGCCUACGCGUGCGGCGUGGCGCUGGCGUGCUGCUCGCUCGUGCUGGCGCUGCACGUGCUGUCGCCCGCCGCCGCCGAGCCCAAGUGGGGCAGCCUCAGCCAGGCGCUCAUCUUCCACCAGGUCCGCAAAUACCUGCUAUUGCUGGACCCCCGCCGCGAGCACGUCAAGUUCUGGAGACCUCAAAUGCUACUCCUUAUUUCGUCGCCGCGACAAGCCGCGCCCCUCAUUGAUUUCGUUAAUGAUCAGAAGAAGGGAGGUCUAUUCGUGAUAGGUCACGUGCGAGUGGGUCAGUUGGACGGCAGCGGGGACCCCCUCGCCGCUGAACACAAGUACUGGCUGAAACUUAUCGAUCAUUUGAGGGUAAAAGCGUUCGUAGAAUUGUGCCUAGCGGAGUCCAUACGCAGCGGGGCGGCGCAAUUGACUCGCCUCGCGGGGCUUGGGGCUAUGAAACCAGACACUGUGCUCUUGGGAUUUAGGGACACCGCCACGCCCAAGGAUUUCUUUAGGGACCCACUGUCACCGUACAAAACGGAGCAGUUCGAUCUGGACAACGGCGAAAUAAUCUUCCCGCAGCGAACGUCCGUAACGAGCCGCAUAUCCGCGUCCGAGUACGUGCGGAUCGUUGCGGACGUGCUGUGCGUCAACAAGAACAUCUGCUUGUGUCGCAACUUUCAUACCUUAGACAUGGCGGCUGUUGAGAGGCGUUCCUCCCGUCUCAAGUACAUAGACGUGUGGGUGGGCGAAGCCCUGCGGCCGUCCCGCGAGGAGGCGUUCAGCGUGCGCGCUCUGUUCGCGCUGCAGCUCGCCGCCGUGGUGCGCUCGGCGCGCGGCUGGCAGCACCUGCGCCUGCGCGUGCACGUGCUCGACGCGCCCGCGCCCGCUCCCGCGCCCCCACCCGCGCCCGCGCGCGACUUGCAGCCAGAGAGCCUUGAGCAAAACCGCCCCCUGCGGGAGCGCCUCGACGAACUUCUCAAAUUGCUUAGGAUUAGCGCAACCAUACACAUUCUAUCCAAUUGGCCAGCAAUAGAAGACUUCGGUCAGUGGUCAGACUCCUAUUACGACAGCGCCAGCGUGUAUGGCCGAGUUCCGUUGACGUAUCUGCAAAAGGUGAAUAGGAUAAUAAAGGAUCGCUGCGACGAGGGCACCGCAGUGACGUUCGUGCAGCUGCCGGAGCCGCCGAAGUUAGCUGCGGACGAUUCGGACGAAACCGUCUGUGAACAGUAUUUACAGGUCUUGGAUGAAUUCACGAAAGAUCUCUCGCCAACUAUAUUAGUACGAGGUCUGAAGUCAGUAACGUCCACAGCACUUUAGGCUAUCAAAUUAUUUAGGAGAUAUCAAACUAAACAUAUCUUUGAUACUGUCUUCGUCGUUUCCGCUACAAUGAUGAGUUUCCAGUUUAGAUCAUAAAGGCCAAGUACGUGUCGGUAGCUAUCACCUUUUAUAAUAUGUAUUUAGUGAUUAUUUGUAAGUUCGUUUGUUUAAUAUACUUAUGAAAAA